UUGCCAAUCACACAACCAUUCCCCUUUCUCUUGCCUUCCACACAUAUCAUUCCUCUCAAAACCCAGAGAAAAUGAAGAAAUUCCCCAUCACAAUUGCUUUCCUUUUCAUGGCGGUGAUGGUGGCGCUUCUGAGCGGAGCUCGUGUGGCGGAGGCUGUGAACUGCAGCCCUAUGGAGCUGUCCUCAUGUGCGGGGGCCAUCACGUCGUCGUCGACCCCAUCCAGCACUUGUUGCAACAAGUUGAGAGAGCAAAAACCAUGCCUUUGCGGUUAUAUAAGGAAUCCAGCUUUGAGGCCUUACGUGCAAUCUCCUGGCGCCAGAAAGGUUGCUGCCAAGUGUGGCGUUCCCUUCCCCAGCUGCUAGACCCUACACCCCUUGCUUUCCAUAUAGAUAUCAAGUUGGGGAGCCUAUUACAAAGUCCAAGUAUCAAAAUAAUAAAAACAAAAAAUUUAAACUUAGUAGUAGUGUUCGUAUAUCUAUUAAGCUCUGUUUCCACUGUAUGUUCUUCAACUUUUACGUUGAGAAGAUUAGUAUUAAAAUAAAGCAUGAAAUAUUAAGAGAUGCUCUAAU
This is a messenger RNA of Cucurbita moschata (crookneck pumpkin), 569 nucleotides long. Its product is annotated as non-specific lipid-transfer protein 2-like. Gene Ontology annotation, biological process: lipid transport. Bases 72 to 362 code for a protein of 96 amino acids. NCBI's taxonomy places the organism in Eukaryota, Viridiplantae, Streptophyta, Magnoliopsida, Cucurbitales, Cucurbitaceae. The record is from RefSeq and is a predicted model, not a curated record. The transcript has a single exon.